GCAAAGAUUAAGAAUCUAAGAUAUAGCUAGAAAGGAGGAAGAAGAGGAAAAUGGAAGAUAUAGAGUUCUAUGGAGGAAGAAUCAUGGUGAGUUUCUUAAUCAUGCAUGGGUUAACAAUAAGCAUGUUGUUGGUAGAUAAGGGGAGAGUAAGAUUCGAUCGAUCGUUGAUGCACAAUUAAGAAAGAGCCAAAUCGAUCCAUUCAAAUAAAGAUGUGGCUCCCAAACGCGAAUUCUUCAGCAACAGCAGCAGCAAGCAACGCGGGAACGAAUGUGAGCGGAAACAGUUUGGUUGCGGUAGCCAUCGAUAAGGACAAAGGCAGUCAACAGGCUCUCAAAUGGACCAUCGACAAUCUUCUCUUGAAAGGCCAAACUGUCAUACUCAUUCACGUUUUGAACACUCGAUCCAACGCACAUUCUUCUCCCGCCGGGAUGGCAUUUAACGGAGACGCACAAGCACAUCGGAAGCAACUGGCUGAUAAGCAAACCAAAGAAUUGUUUCUCACCUUCCAUUGCUUCUGUACUCGCAAAGAUGUAAAGUGCCUUGAUGUGGUUCUAGAAGAUACAGAUAUAGCAAAAGGAUUGUUGGAAUACAUCUCUUAUUCAGCAAUAGACAACUUGGUUCUUGGUACGCCAUCCCGGCGUGGAUUCAUUAGAAAAUUCAAGAUGACUGACGUUUCAUCUCAAGUAUCCAAAGGGGCUCCUGACUUCUGCACCAUUUAUGCCAUCUCCACCAAAGGAAAGAUCUCUUCUGUGCGCAAUGCUUCACGACCUGCCCCCUUCAAUUCUCCCCUCCACAGUCAAAUCGAAAAGCAAACGGCCCAGGACCUUAAUGUCAGUGCUCGUUGUUCCUAUGAACACUCCCGGUCAAGGCACACUUUUAGUAUGAAAGACAGGACUCCUCGCAAGCAAUGGAGUUCACAGAGUGAGGGUGAAUUUAUCAGGUCACCAUUUGGACAAACAGGACGAGGGUACAAUAAUAAUACAGGGAGAUCGAAUCUGGGAGAUUUUUCUGAUUCUUCAGAGACAGACGUAUCUUUUGUAAGCUCAAGCAGGCCAAGCACGUCAGAUCGCUCUUCGAUUUCAAAUCUUUCAGUCUACGACAUUGAUUAUAGCUCAAGCAGGCCAAGCACCAGUUCUGAAUAUAGUUUCGGCUCCAUACGCCAAGGUGGUGUUUUGCUCAAGUACCCUGUUGAUGGGAGUGGUUACCUUGUCCCCGAAUUCUCGUCUGCAUCCAUUGAAAGUGCAAGAAGCUCCACCUCUUCCACCACCAGCUAUGUUGCCUUGGACGAAGUGGAAGGUGAAAUGAGGCGGCUAAAGCUGGAACUAAAGCAAACGAUGGACUUAUAUAGUUCAGCCUGUAAGGAAGCUCUAACAGCCAAAGAAAAGGCAAUGGAGCUGCAUCAUUGGCGCCUUAAAGAAGAACGAAGGCUGGAAGAAGCUCGAAUGUCAGAGGAGGCAGCUCUGGCAAGGGCGGAGAAAGAGAAGGCCAAGUGUAGGGCAGCAAUGGAAAGUGCGGAGGCAGCUCGUAGGAUCGCAGAGUUGGAAUCAAAGAAGAGGCUCAGUGCCGAAAGGAAAGCCCUAGUGGAUCGCGAUAACAAGUUCAUAGGCCAAGACAUUAGGUACAGACGUUACACGAUUGAGGACAUUGAAGAAGCAACCGAACUUUUCACUGAAUCCCGCAAGAUUGGGGAAGGUGGUUACGGUCCAGUCUACCAUUGUUAUCUCGAUCACACUCCCGUAGCUGUGAAAGUUCUCCGUUCUGAUGCUGCCCAAGGACGUCAACAAUUUCAGCAAGAGGUUGAAGUGCUGAGCUGCAUGCGACACCCCAAUAUGGUGUUGCUGUUGGGAGCCUGCCCUGAAUAUGGAUGCCUGGUUUACGAGUACAUGGCCAAUGGAAGCUUGGACGAUCGCAUCUUUAGGAAGGGGAACAGCCUUCCUCUCUCUUGGCAACUCAGGUUUCGAAUUGCAAUGGAGAUAGCCACUGGCCUUCUUUUCCUCCACCAAACCAAGCCAGAGCCAUGGGUCCAUCGUGACCUCAAGCCAGCCAAUAUCCUCCUUGACCACAACUGUGUAAGCAAGAUUAGUGAUGUGGGCCUUGCCCGCCUGGUCCCACCUUCCGUGGCUGAUGAUGUCACCCAGUAUCUCGUGACAUCAGCUGCCGGGACCUUCUGCUUCAUUGAUCCAGAGUACCAACAGACUGGGAUGCUAGGCAUCAAGUCUGACAUCUACUCGUUUGGGGUUUUACUCUUGCAACUCAUCACGGCCAAGCCUGCCAUGGGUUUGUCUCACCACGUUAGAAGGUCCAUUGACAAAGGAACCUUCGCCACCGAGAUGUUGGACCCAAUUUUGAAUGAUUGGCCUGUGGAAGAGGCACUCAUUCUGGCGAACCUCGCCCUUCAGUGUGCAGAGCUGAGGAGAAAAGACAGGCCUGAUCUAGGAAAGGUUGUUCUGCCAGAACUUCAGAGGUUGCGAGCAUUUGCAGAUCAUAAUCAGCAGCCACAUCAUUUGACGAUGCUCUAUGGAAGCACUUCCCUUACCAGUGCGGAGCCUUCACCUAACCACAGUUUUGCUAGUUCUACAUUUUCCCACUCAGCACAGGAUGUGAUGAGCGACUCUGAUCUGAACAUGCAUUCGAGAAAUAGUAGCCCGGCAAGUCAUUCAAGUUGCGCUUCCUUACCUGAUGAUAUUCCAGACCUAACUGAAUAGACUAGCUUUGGAUAAAUGAAGAAUCUUCCAAAUAGCGAAGAUCAGUAAGCAUGUGAGAAGCUUCCCAAGGCAAGAUUCUUAUGACCAUCAAAGUAGCCACAAUGUUCACUACAUUCAUUGAGAUUGUUUAGCUUUACUCCUUGUCCUAGGAAAAUUGAAUCCUGUAAACACAUUAUCGCGUUUUUUGUAUACAAUAUAACCAUGUAUAUAUUUAUAUAUGUAUAGAUCAUAUAAUGUCUUGUACCAUACCUUUUGUUUUUUAGUUUUACUACAAGGAACUCGACUAAGGGUGAA
Impatiens glandulifera is the source of this 3000-nucleotide messenger RNA. RefSeq names its product U-box domain-containing protein 35-like. NCBI's taxonomy places the organism in Eukaryota, Viridiplantae, Streptophyta, Magnoliopsida, Ericales, Balsaminaceae. Gene Ontology annotation, biological process: protein phosphorylation. Gene Ontology annotation, molecular function: ATP binding; protein kinase activity. The transcript is spliced from 10 exons. Bases 211 to 2706 code for a protein of 831 amino acids. The record is from RefSeq and is a predicted model, not a curated record.